AUGUCGCAGCUGUUCAAACCGUCGCUUCACACUCAGAGACAUGACUUUGUCGUUGACUUUGUCAGGAGGAAUAACCCCCAAAAGGUGGCGGACUUGGGCUGCGGCGAGUGCAGCCUACUUGGCAAGCUCAGGUUUCAUCGUCAAAUUAAGUUGUUGGUUGGAGUUGACCAAAAUGGCGCCAAGCUGAGGAAAAAGAUGCACGGACUAGCGCCUUUAUCUACUGACUAUCUGCAGCCAACCUUUGAUCAACUGUGUGUACAGCUGUACCAGGGCUCUGUCACACAAAAAGAUGCCCGCUUCAGAGGAUUUGACUUGGUGACCAGUAUAGAGCUCAUAGAGCACCUCCCCCUUGAUGAUUUGGAACCAUUUUCUAAUGUGGUCUUUGGAUACAUGGCUCCACAAACUGUGAUCAUCAGUACCCCAAAUUCUGAGUUCAACCCACUUUUCCCUGGACUGUCUGGUUUCAGGCACAGUGACCACAAGUUUGAGUGGACCAGAGUGGAGUUUCAAUCCUGGGCCCUGAAUGUUGGUUCAGAGUUUGGUUAUAAGGCAGAAUUCACUGGCGUGGGACGAGCUCCCCCAGGCCAAGAGCAGAGGAUUGGCUUCUGCACCCAGAUUGGUGUGUUUCACAGGCUCAUGGUGGUCAGAGAUGGUCACAUGUUUGGUGACAAUGCAGAAGAUAAUUAUCCAUACACUCUGCUUUAUAGUGUAACCUAUCCCAGCCUACGUGACGACAACAUCCUGCGGAAGAUCCUGGUCAGUGAGUUGCUGUGUUGGGCAGAAAAGCUAAAAAAAGAAUGGCUGGAAAAGCGAACCGAUAAACUAGAAGAGGCAAAUCCUGUGGACAAAGAUGAGCGAGUAGGAGAGUAUGGAGACAUCUUUUGGACAAAUAGUCCAGUACCACAGUGUCACACAUUACACAGGCAUGUGUCCGUUCCCCUGCAAUUGCUGUGGACUUGCUGCCCCAAAUUAAGGGAGCUGAGUGGAAGUCUGAGCAAUCUGAGACAACUAAUUGUAGAUGAUCCCCAAAUUAAAAUGAAUCGGCAGCGCUCUGCUGUAAUUCUCUGCAGUCAGGAACAAGACCCCGGAGAUGAAGAUCCGAAUGAUCUGACGGACAGUGGCUAUGCAGAGAGAAGCCAUGUGGAAGAGGAACACUGA
This is a messenger RNA of Phycodurus eques (leafy seadragon), 1158 nucleotides long. RefSeq names its product HEN methyltransferase 1 (gene henmt1). The transcript has 9 exons. Gene Ontology annotation, molecular function: O-methyltransferase activity; RNA methyltransferase activity. The record is from RefSeq and is a predicted model, not a curated record. Gene Ontology annotation, cellular component: nucleus; cytoplasm. Gene Ontology annotation, biological process: siRNA processing; RNA methylation; piRNA processing. Bases 1 to 1158 code for a protein of 385 amino acids. NCBI's taxonomy places the organism in Eukaryota, Metazoa, Chordata, Actinopteri, Syngnathiformes, Syngnathidae.